Molecule: messenger RNA, 734 nt
Organism: Lineus longissimus
Lineage: Eukaryota; Metazoa; Nemertea; Pilidiophora; Heteronemertea; Lineidae
Product: complex III assembly factor LYRM7-like
Exons: 5
Coding region: 135-497 (120 amino acids)
Biological process (GO): mitochondrial respiratory chain complex III assembly
Cellular component (GO): mitochondrial matrix
Molecular function (GO): protein folding chaperone
Source: RefSeq, a predicted model, not a curated record
ACCACGGAAUGAAUCAUUGGCAAACGACAACAAUCACAAAAUUGUCUUUUCAUAGCAAUUAGGCCCUAGCAUGUUUUCAAAGUCGUUUUUCUUCUAUCUCUGAAGGAGCCAUACUCCUAGAACAGUGUUGAAGAAUGAGCCAAAGAUCAAAGGUUUUGUCCAUCUUCAAACAGUUGCAUCGAACGCGGCAGUUGGUGUUUGAAGGAGAUGAAAGAGCAUUAACAGCUGGUCGACAAAAGAUAAAUGAAGAUUUCAAGACGAACAAAGGCUUAACGGAAGCUGAGGAGAUCAAUAAGUGCGUCAACACAGCAGUUGAAGCCGAGACAAUCCUGCGUACAGAAAUCAUCCAGGGGAAACCAUCUCCUGAAGCUGAAGACACUUUUGUUCUAAACAUCCAUAAAGACAUCAGGAAAUUCGACAAUAUUCCAUACCAGGAGAUGCCGGAUCCGCCAAAACGUGCAAGACGCCGAAAACGAGAUGAGAAAACUGAGCCUUAAACGCAGUCAAAGGAACAUUUGUUGUGACUUGACAGCCUCUGAUCGAACUUAGAGAAUGGUUGUUUAGAUUAAGCAUUUGAUAACGAAAUUAGCUUGAAGAAGUCUGAAGUAAUUUCUUUGUAGUUGGACAGUGUAUACAUAUAUUGAUUAACUAUAGUGACCAGUGUGUGUACAUUGCUUGAAAACUAGUUAGAAUUUGGUUUGUGAGUGCAUAAUGGUGUACCAUCUGAGCAUCUG